Messenger RNA from Anguilla rostrata (American eel), 1126 nucleotides. RefSeq names its product zinc-binding protein A33-like. Gene Ontology annotation, biological process: protein ubiquitination. The transcript has 3 exons. Gene Ontology annotation, molecular function: protein binding; ubiquitin protein ligase activity. Gene Ontology annotation, cellular component: cytoplasm. Bases 1 to 684 code for a protein of 227 amino acids. Lineage: Eukaryota; Metazoa; Chordata; Actinopteri; Anguilliformes; Anguillidae. The record is from RefSeq and is a predicted model, not a curated record.
AUGGAUGCUAAGAGAAGAGCCCAGUGCGCACUGCAGGAUCCAGAGCUGCUCUCAGGGGCACUGAUAGAUGUGGUCAAACACCUGGGCAACCUGAAGUUCAGAGUCUGGGAGAAGAUGCUGGAGAUGGUGCAGUACACCCCUGUGAUUCUGAACCCCAACACUAUGUCCCCCUGGCUCUGUCUGUCAGAUGACCUGAUUUGUGUGAGGCUCUCUGAAGUUAAACAACAGAUUCCUGAAAACCCAGAGAGGUUUUCCUGUGGCGUAAGGGUAUUGGGCUCAGAGGGGUUUACUUCAGGGAAACACAGCUGGGAGGUGGAUGUGGGGGAAAAACCUACCUGGAUUAUAGGAGUGGCGAAAGAUUCCAUCAACAGAAAUGAGGUCAAUUUAUGCAGCCCAGAGAGUGGAUUCUGGGUCCUAGGGCUGAAGAAUGGUGAUUACGGAGCAGCUGGAGUUACUAACCUCAAACUGAAGAGGAAGCCCCAGAGGAUCAGAGUGGAGCUGGACUAUGACAUGGGGGAGGUGUCCUUCUUUGACCCCAGUGACAUGUCACUCAUUUACACUUUUAAAGGCACAUUCACUGAAAAAAUAUUCCCAUAUAUCAAUCCCUGCCGAAAUGAUGAUGGCAGAAAUGCUGGGGCCCUGCAGAUCUGCCCAUUGUCUGUAAGAGUGAUGAAAUCCCAGUAAGUCUGCCAUUAAUAAUGAUGUCACCUCAGUGAGUGUAUCAUUAAUAGUGAUGUCAUCGCAGUGAGCAUAUGAUUAAUAGUGAUGUCAUCACUGUGAGUGCCACAUCUCCGUGAAGGUGCCUGUAACUGAUGUGACCUAAACUAUUAAAACCAUUGAACUGGAUUGGAUGGGGCUUUGUAGUCAACAUUUAUUCAUCUAGUAGUCUUUUCACACUUGCCCUCUUUUACAGCACCUGCUCUCCCUAGUUUCCUUGCAUGUUGCUAUUGCAGUGUUUGCUGUUCCAUAGUUUUAACUGUUCUGUGAGUCUGUGUGUUGUAUCUUGAUAAUCUUGUUUGGAUGUUUCUUGCAUACAUUUUGUGAUUUUCUGUUAUGAAUGGUUUUUAUUUCCGUUAUUUGCUGCAAACAAAUUGUCCCAGGGGGAUAAUACAAACUUGAUAUCAUU